UACCAUCGUACCAGCUCUAAAGCAAAACAAGAAGAAAAACCAUUCUUUUUCUGCAAAGGAAAUAGUUGCAAUUUGUUGAUUUACUAGCUUAAAUCGAUUGUAAAAUGAGUUCGGCUCGCUUCGCGCGCUCCGGCCGCGUCCGCAUCUGCAUCCUGAUGACCAUGUUCAUCGUGCUCAUCAUGAUGAUUGUGAUCUACCAAAUGUCCCAACACCAAUUGGACGAGAGCCGCGCCUUCCAAGAGGGCCUCAGUGUCCAGAUGCAAUCUCUGAAUGCCGAGAAACUGACCGCCGAGAAGAGAAUGAGCGCGCUGCGCUCGGAAAAGAUGACCCUGCAGGAGCAGUACGAGGGUCAGUUGGCGGAGGCACUACGGAAGCAGCACGACACGGAACACGCACUGCAAGAGAAGUUCGACGCCCAAUUGGAGAAGUACAAGCUGCUGGAGGUUAAGUACACCGACUUGGAGGCCGAGUGCGUUAAGAGCAAGAAGAAACACAUCGAGGACACGAAUGCGUUCGACCAAAAGCUGCAAAAGGUCCUGGCGGAUCUUCAUAAGGACAAGGCCAGCAAGGAGCGCGAGGUGGCUGCCUGGAAGGAAAAACUGGACAAGCUACAGCGCGAUGGAGAGCACAAGAUUCACGCCCUGGAAGCCACAAUUGCGGAAUUCAAGACCAACUGCAACUAUGUACCUAAAGUCCAGCCCGCCGAGGCACCGGCCCAUGGACACCAGCAGCAACUGAACAAGCCCGCCGAGCAGAUGCCCACCACGCACCACUCAAAUCCCGCCCAGCUAGCGCACAGCAUUGAAAAGCCGCGCAACGAGAAGUCCUUCGAUGCCCAAGUGCAAGUGAGUGAAGGCCUCUACAGGAUUGGCGGCGGGGUAAAUCUGCUAACAACUAACCCAAAUCAAAACCUAACAAACGCGUCUACUAACUUCACACUUAAGAGUAAUGGUGAUGGAACCCAGGAGCAGCCGAAACUGCCUCUGAUGCCUUUUGCCGUGUCCAACAACCACAGCCUCAUACUAAACUCUGUUGAAAACUUUCAGAUUGUGCCCAAAUCGGCCAGUGAGAAGCAGCAGCAGGAGGAGCCGCAACUGUCCGGCGGUCCUGUUUCCCCGCUGAGUGCACCCCGCAAGAGCAGCACACAAGCCUCAGUGGGCAGCGCGUCGGACAAGAAAGCCGGCGAUGCCCCCAACGCAUCUGUAGCCCCAAGAGUCAGUAGCAGCGGCCUUCCGCCGCUUGCAGUGCCACCAGCGAAGACAGAGCGCAAACUUCCCGAAAACGUGGCUCCCAUUCCCGAGAACUUUGAAGACAAAACGGAUACCAAGGGCGACGCUGUCGAUGUAGACAACGCCGCCGAGGAGCUGCCGAAGAACGAGAACAACAAUCGUUACGCCAAUGCCGUAAAUGAUAUGGAGGGCAACAAAAAUGUAGGUGUAGCACCCAAACCCAUCGAGGAUUCGGGCGCCCAUGAAGUUAAGGACGCGUUAAACGAGCCCAGCUUUAACUUGCCCGCCGCUGGUGGCGUCCAGAAUUUCUUCGAUGGCGAAUUGCCGGCACCUGGUCCCGGACCCGUUCCCGAUGAAACGGCCAAACAGAUGGCCGAGGCAGCCGGUGCCGCCGGAGGUGGCGACGGAGAUGACGACGACGAUGUGGGUGAUGUGGCCGUGAAACAGCCACAGCACCUGCUCGAUACAGACAAUCUAAACAACGAAAUCAUGGCUGACCAGGGUAAGGAGUUCGCCGAAGGCAUCCACCUGGAAGACGGCAUGGAUGAAGAUCAAGAUGAGGACGACUACUCCAAUGGUGGUGCGGCACGCAAGAAGGGAGGCGAGGUUAUUAGACACUAAGUAAGAUAAUUUUCUAUUAAUAUUGAGCGGCAAGUGUGCAAAGGCUUAGAAACCCCUUUAUAUUAAAGCCGUGCUCGGUAAGCCAUAGAUUCUAGGGUUAAUCAUAACGAUAUGUCGCAAAUUGAUCAUUAAAUUUGUACGUUAAUUGAAGAUUACAAAUCGAAAUCUAUCCUGGCUUGAGCACGCCCUAAGCGUCAUGACUACCAUCAUUUCGUUAAUAGCAAAUGAAGAACAAGAAAUUAAAACUCGCAGGAAAAACAAUACUCUGAGAUGGAGCUACGAACAAAUUCAGACAUAUUUAAAAAUUAUUAGUCCCGAAUUAGCAAUAAUCGAUAUAGUUGCUAUAUCCCUAACCACAUUUCAUUAACAAAUAUACUCUAUAUACUUGGUUUUCUGUGAUAAAAAUAACUCGCUGCACUGCAUUUGGGCAAUGUUGCCUGUUUUUUUGUCGCUGCCACCACGUUUCACUUCUGCAUUUGCAAUUCCGUCAACUCAUUUCGCUAGAGAUUAGGUAGCCACAUAAGAUAUGAGUGUACGCUAGCAUUCGAAAACACACACAAACUUUAUUGGUAAUGAUAAUUAAUAAUAAACUUAAUUGAUAAAUGUUAA
Molecule: messenger RNA, 2459 nt
Organism: Drosophila sechellia
Lineage: Eukaryota; Metazoa; Arthropoda; Insecta; Diptera; Drosophilidae
Product: putative protein tag-278
Exons: 4
Coding region: 105-1850 (581 amino acids)
Source: RefSeq, a predicted model, not a curated record